UAAGAAAAAAUGCGGAAUCACACACAGAAAGCGUUUGCAAGGUGUGUCUUCUCUUUCAAACAAGUUAAGUGCAUCGCUAUUAAUGGCAUAACGUGUGAUAUUAUAAUUAAGUGCGCAAAUGGGGGUAUUCUAAGGGCAACCUGGAUUAAUCAAAACGAAACUUCAAUUUAAACUGUGCAAAUGUUUUGUAAACUUCCUCGGCCGACCGUAACGGAAUUCUUUUUGCGAACGUCCAGUGUUGUUAUUUUGACCCUUCAGGCGGUGAUUUUAGAUUGGUACCUGGUUCAUUACGGCGGAAAUAUACAUGCAUUCGGAUGGAUAGCGGCUGAUAUUGUGGUCAUUGGCAUUUUUUUAUUAUCUUAUGUCUACGCGGAUUUAUAUUUUAAGCAAAAUCAAAUCAAACAAAAUAGCGGAAACAAAGCGCCCAGGAGACAUCGAAGAAGACGGAAGAAAGAAGAAACCCGAACUGAUGAUCCGAACGAGCCAAAAUCAGAGAUAAGCGACGAUCAUGACAGUACCAGAAUAUCUCUACAUCCGUUCACAGACGCGGAAUUUGAUGAUCGCGAGAACGGAGACGCGUCAACAGAUGAACUGGAUGGAUCAGCUCCACCGGAUGCUGUUGAUUGGGAGUACAAAUAUGAACCCACCAUGGCCGAGUUGUUCGAAGAAGCCGAAAAGAGCGACGAAGAGGAUGCUGACAAUCAGAAGCGGACAGCCGUUGCAGAAGUCAACCGGCUGGAUGCGGACAACCACUCAAAAACCUCUACCGCCUCAUCCAUUAGCAUUUUCCCCGAUGUGGCGGAAGCCUAUCACACCCUGCAAGGCCAACUUAAAGUCCGGGAUGACAAGAUUAUUAGCGGUUUAAGCGUCGGCCGUAUCCGACGCAAGUACAAACUGGGUGCGCUGCCAUUAGCUUACAUAAGCUGGGCGGUGUAUGCCGGUGUACUCAUCGCCAAGAUGCAGGUCAUUCUGGUGACCUUCGGUAGCACUUUAAACCCCAACAUGCUCUUCGGAUCCAACAUGCUGGAGCUGGCUUUUGUCAGCACGGCGGGAGUGUUUGCAUUUGUCGUCUCCGGACACAAGCGGAUACCUCGCCAUCAGAAAGGUCAGAAAACUGUGAUUGACUAUAUGAAAGGCCGGGUGCUGAUGGACAUCAUCGAUUCGGUGGAAUUGCUGGAAUACGUUUAUGAAGCCGGCAGUAAAGAAGCUGCGCACAAUAAUAUUGGACCUGCUUUGAAGAUCACGAUACUGGUGCUCAUCUCCAUUCAAAUUUUUCUGCCAAGUGUCGGCUUGUAUCAAUUGAGUGCCACCAAUUUUGCUCAUAAAAAUCCGCCCAUGAUCUGGACCAUGAUUCAUCAGAUGCUGAAUUUGUUUCUGGAAAAUGCUCCGUAUUUGAUUAUUCGCAUUUAUAUGUGGGCAAAUAAUUUGUUUACAGAAAGUACAUUUGUUUUUAUAGCGAAAAAUAUUUUUGAGAUUACUAUGAAUGACUGGGAUUUUAUUGUAUGGUUAAGGAUUUGGAUAUAUUCCAAAUUCUUCCGCAAAAACUAAUGUGUGCAAUAAAAAGG
Molecule: messenger RNA, 1565 nt
Organism: Paramacrobiotus metropolitanus
Lineage: Eukaryota; Metazoa; Tardigrada; Eutardigrada; Parachela; Macrobiotidae
Exons: 2
Coding region: 181-1548 (455 amino acids)
Source: RefSeq, a predicted model, not a curated record